AUGAACCCCUCGUCGAGGGUUGAUCGUGACGGCGAUGGCGCGGGGAACGUUUGGAUGUCUCACCCUUCUCUGUCCUCGAUGUCUCCCAUUCGGUUGUCCUCCGAUACCGAGAUGAGCUUCGGAGAGAGGUCCGUCGCUGCCGCUGGGGCUGCAGUUCUUUCGGCGGUCCUCGUGAAUCCCCUUGAUGUCGCCAAGGUACCCUUCUUUAACGACCCACCCUGUACAUCGUUCGGUAUUCCAUAGCAAUGAGAAUCGCGCGAAACGAAUGAAGUUUGUCCUGAUAGAAGCAUUGUCGUUUCUUCCUUCGUUUGUAGGGUUUAAUCGCCGUUUCUAUUUGGACACUAUUCCCUCAAGGCCCUUCGUUCUUCCAUUGCUUCUCUUUGAUACUGUCUAUCGAGCUUGACGAAUACAGUAUCUAUCAUACAGUGGCCGGGGGUUUUAGGGAAACUUUCCAUCUUGUUAUGUACAUUUCUAACGAAUUUUCUUCCAUUGUUUUGAUUUAUGUACGAUAUCUUCUCUAAUUUUUGUUUAUCUUAAAACCUAAUUGGUUUUUUGUCGAGAUGCUUUAUCAAAACUGUGAAGGCCCAGUCUUCUUCUUCUGUCACUGGAGAUUGAUUGCUUUGUUGAUUUUAUAUGUCGUGCUUUACCAGUUUUAUGCUAAGUACUGAUUGAUGUCCCUGACUUCACGUCACCAGACUAGAUUACAGGCGCAGGCAGCUGGAGUUCCGUAUUAUCCUUACGAGCCAUAUGUCCGAAGGCACAUUGUUUCACUGGGGUCAAACACGGUAUGGUGAUGACCUCAACAUAGUCUAUCUUGACUAUCUUGACUAUCUUGGCCACAUUUAUUAUAAAAUGACGAGAGGGUUAUUGUGGUGAUUUAACAUAUUAUUCGUACUUUAUGAUUCUAGACUAGGAAAUAUAUGUUGAAAAAUGAUUCCGUGAACCAUUUGUCUCGUUUCGCAUUCGACAUUCAGCUUCAGUGUUAUUGUCUGUCAGAUCAACCUGCCUGUAUGUAGCACGAGAUGGAUUUUACAUCCCUCAGAUUUUUACUUCUCCAUUAGCCUAGGUAUAUAUGAAUUACAUGCUUUAGAAUUCAGAUGCAAAAAAGUAUGUUGAUUAUGACCACGAAUUAAUUGAAUGUGAUGUCACGAGACAAUAAUGACUUGUACUAUCAAUCAUAACAGGGACCCUUUGUUUUCUUCGAUUUUGAUAAUGAUUCAUUCACUUGAUCUUCAACUGGACGCCAUUAGCAGAAAUACUUCACAUAAUUCUUAAUUAAGGAAGAAAAUAUUUUCUUAACUGUUCAUAAUUUCUGUUCCUGGGGAAGCUGACCAUAUGCAUGGUUAUCCUUGUGAGCUAUCGAAACUUUCAUUCAAGAGAUAAUGAUCCCUGCCUGAUGUAUCUGAAUUUAAUGCACCAUGCAUAUUUUUAUGCUCAUUCAUAUUCUGGAGAUAUUCCCCAAGACAUCCUACCCUUGGUCAUGGCUCCUAUAUAUGUUGUGUCAUUGAAUAUUGCUUGGAUCACAAAGCCCAUAAUUGGUUGAUAAGGAGCAGAAAAAAAUCCUCGUUGUGUACCACGUUUUAUUGCAAUUUGUUAAAAUUAAUAUAAACGAUGAGCAUCAAUGUCAUUUUAUGAGAGACAGCCAAAAUUUUGAAGCAAGCAUUUAACUUUUUUAGGUCCCACCACAGUAUGAAAAAUAAAUAAAGUAGUUAUAGAGAAUUAUGUCUCGUCUUAACUUGAAACUGAAUUCUAUGAUAGCUGAUGUUUUGGUUAAGGAAGGCAUUUGUUAAUAGUUUGCGUUGGAUCUUCUCAAACUGAGUAUUUAAUGGUGCCUGUUGGUCUUUGGUAGCAUGACUCCCUCACAUACAUUUCGAGCAUAUCUAAACAUACGCUUUCUCACGUUUGCCAUAUUAUCCAGGGCUGUGUGUAAAAGGGAUAUUCUGUUUAGGUUGAUAGCCAACAGGAAGCUAUGCCCAAAACCUUCAAGAUUUGGCUAUCCAAGUCAAUAUUGAUCGUUGUUUGUUCAGUGUUGAUAAUAUUUGUUUGCAUCGAUGGAAUGUUUAGCUUUAACAGUCAUGGUUUUUAAGAGAAUGCCAUAUGGCUAUGGCUGCUUUGACGGAUUAUUAGCUCUUUCUGGUUCUCUGACGAGUGUUACCUAGGUCUGUUGAGUGUUACCUUGGACUCUGACGAGUAGAAUAGCCUGCAUGCAUCCAUUAUGGAAACGUGGAAUAAUCAGUGAAAUGUAUUGUAGUAACGGUGUUGACACAUCAUCUGAAUUUCUCAUGUACAGGUAGUUAUUUAUGCUUCAAGAAUUUCCCUCAUAUAUUAUAAAUUUCUACUUGGUCAGCUGUGUUCUACUUGGUGCAGCAUUUUUUAACGUUUUAGUAUGCAUUUAAUUUUCAGAUACUUGGAUUUCGAUUUGAUACUUUCCUGUAACAUGCAAAGAAUGGUCUAUCGCUAUUUUUUAACCACAUUUCGAUGUUUUUAUUCAGAUCUUUUCAGAUAUCAGAUGUUCUACAUCAUGCACUCGUGGUGGAAUUUUUGGUACUGAAAUGGUUUGUCCCCCUGAUUGUUUUCAGUACAAAGGAACGCUGGAUGUUUUCCACAAAAUCAUUAGACAAGUAGGUGUUCUAACCCCUUUCCCUUUGUAUGCCCGAGUGCAUAUACGCAGCUUGUGUCUUAUUUCUUCUUCCAUAAACUGUCAUACAUUUUAAAUCAUUUCUCAAAUCUUUUUUCGCUUGUGGAUCUAAUAAGAUUAAUUAUGCAGGAAGGAUUUACUAGACUCUGGAGAGGCACUAAUGCAGCACUAGCAUUAGCUAUACCAACAGUGAGUUCUUCUCUAGUUCCUGUUUUGGAUCUAAUAUUUGAAUGGAUGACUAUAACAGCCUAUUUAGUGGUAAUUUUUUUCUCAAGAAUAAACACUAAAUACCCCUCUAGUUAUUAUAGUUAGUUCACAUUCACGGUCACUUAAAGCAGCUGAUGGAAAGCUUGGUUGGUUCAGUUGAUUCUUGCCUGAUCUACCCUACUUUUGAAACCUCAGCUUUGACUCCACUUUCUAUAUUUUGUGCUUCGAAUACAGGCAUUUUGAAAAAAGUCAGCUUUUAGUUUGAGCAUCUGUCCUGCUUACCUUGUUCUCGAUCGUUUUUUAAUGUUCUGAGAUCCUUUAAUUUGUUUUUCUAAUCUUUUCCCCUUAUGAUAAUAGGUGGGUAUAUAUUUACCAUGCUACGAUUUAUUUCGCAACUGGACAGAGGACUUCACAACUAAGAAUGCUCCGAAUUUGACACCAUACGCCCCUUUGGUUUCGGGCUCUGUUGCACGCUCAUUAGCCUGCAUAGCUUGCUCUCCCAUCGAACUUGCAAGAACACGAAUGCAGGUAUAUUGCUUCUCUUUUCAUGAAAAAUUAAAACUCUUGCAACACUAACUGUAUUGCGAGUUUUCUGUGCUCGUGGGAACUGCCUUGGCCUUUUUAGCACGAGAUAGGGGCUUGCCAUCCAAAAUGCCUCUUGCUUAUCAUACACAUUAUAAUUUACUGUCUUUAUCCUUCCAAAGUAAGAUAGUAUAAUGCUUUCAAUAUAUCACUGUAUAGAUUCUCCUGAUGAAAAUGAAGUCAGAGAAACAAUAAAAAAUGCUGCAUUCAAUGAUUAAGAUCAGGUGGUUUAGGAUAUUUUGGUUGUUUUGGGUUGCUGACACAAAUUAGAUUCCCCAUUGCUAGCCUAAUUUUUGGCUUUUGUACUCAACAUCAUCUUCAUUCCAUUUAUAAGCGAUAUUUACAAGCAUUGGAUCAUUACCUUUUUUUUUGGAGGGGGGGGGGACAGGGGGGUGGUAAGACGACAGGGUCUGGAUGAUUCACGCAUCCUAUGAGAACUCGAUGGGUUUGAAAUUUUUAAAAUGAAUGAAACAAGUAAAAAAAGGUGGAUAUAGCCUGAUCUCCAGAAAUGUUUGCAAUAUCGUAUUUAAGAGGAAUUUCACUUGUGCCGAAAUACUUCAAUCCCAUCUCGAUCAGGCAUUUCGUGGAUAUAGCCUGAUCUCAAUCACAUGGGAUUGAAGCUUUCCACUUGUGCCGAAAUACUUGAAGAAAUAUAAUAUUUCAAUUUCUCAGUAGAAUAUUAGAUCUUCUGCACUUUAGAGGACAAAUUGAGAGGGCGCACAAGGGUGUUACUUACGGUAACGAGUGCUCCUCAGACAAGAAGGAAUAAAUUGUAGGAAGCAGAAUGAUGGUUGCAAGCGUUUACUAGUAAAUUUAUCCGUUGCCUAAUUGAUCAAUCACCUGUUCUUGCUCAGCUUUUUGUCUGUGAAGGGAAAAAAUGUCUUACGCGGCACUACAAGGAUCUUGUCUGGGUGCGUUCCGUUUUAGGAGAGUGAUACCUACAAUAGAACGGUUGUAAUAAAUAAAAGAUAAGGAUAGUGAUACAAUCCAGAUCAUAAUGAGGAGCCUUCUUGUGAUGGAAGGAAAUAGCACAAAAAAGGAGAAGAAAUAGUGGCAUCAGGUUUGAAUAGACAGAGAGCAUCUUGACUCCUCCAUGCAUGCUUAAGUUGGCUGUGGGGAUUUAACUCAGUUUGUAGAGCCCUACUCUUGCACUCGGCUCUUAAAUUGUCAGCUGUAUAGACUGAGGUAGGUGAUUUCACCAAGCUAGCUCUCUGGGUCCAGGCAUUGAAGAAGCUUUAACUUUCUCAUAGAGUAUUUUCUCUCUGGAGUUCUUUAUUUUAUUUCCCUAACUCAGUCUUUUAAUGUAUUUAUCGGUUUACCGGAUUUAUUGACAACAGGCAUUUAAAGAGUUUAAAAGUGAAGGAAAGCCUCCUGGGGUCUGGAAAACUUUGCUCGGGGUGCUUUCACCGCUGAGGAAUACCAGUAAUCUGCAAAACAGUACGCACUCUUCUUCCGAACGUUCUCUAUAUAUAAUGUGAUACAUUGUUGGUUGUUCUAGACCACAGCAUUGGGACGUGGGACAGUAACAUUACAUGGAUGAAAAAUCGUAACUUAAAGAAAUAAUUACUUCAUUAAAUUGUGUACCCUUUUCUAUUACAAGCAUGAAUUAUAGUUUUCAAUCCAACCAGGACAGACCUGGGUGUCAAGUAUCUGCCUUGGACAACCUGGGCAGAAAUGAGGUACUAUGAUUUCUAGAAGAACCUAAUGAGUUCAGAAAAAAGGCAGAUUUUACGCAUUGUGCCACCACAAAUUGCGUGUAAUUCAGAGCGCAUUCGAACUAAACCACCGUUUUCAUCGUGCGUGAACUCAUCUAGCUGAAUUUGGACAUGAACGGUGUAGAUUCUAGUCUAACUAACUCGAAUGCUUUUGAUCUGAGUUCCAUUGUUGUGAGUGACUCAAAGACUUGGUGACAGAUUUGUUGUUACCCGGGAGUAAGGUAGUAGACGAAUGCUUUAUCCGUCUUCCUUUUUUUUAUAAUAAUAAACUAAAAAUUGAUAGUGCUUCACCAUGGUUUUAUGGUGGGUUUAAAAGACUUUCCUAUAAAUUAAAAGAUUUGUUUACCAAAAAUGGAGUGUUCAUGUCGUUUAUCUCAGUUUAGCCUAGCAUCUCAUUCAUGUUCCGUAUACUGAUUUCAUAGGGUGGAAGCAUUAACCAUUAACCUAAUGUUAUAAAAAUCGACCACUGAAAGGUCCCGCUAUCCCUGCUUUCUGAUGACCACCAUGGAUUCUUUCUUAAGUGCGAUCUUCAAGGACGUAGGAAAAAAGUUGUUGAUAACCAUGAGUUUCCAUCUCUGGACCAGAAUAUUCAUAGGAUUUUUUUCCCUUCAUUUUGUAUAUCCUGCUGAUGUGAACGCUAUUUAAAAAACAGUACAGAAUUUCCGCGUCUUGUGGACUGGUGUGGGUGCACAACUUGCUCGUGAUGUUCCCUUCUCUGCUAUCUGUUGGUCAACCCUUGAGCCGGUAAUAUUCUUUCUGGUGCAUGGUGAUUUCUUUAGUUCGUUAGUUUCUGACAGCCUUUCUUUAUAAUGCUGAAUGAUCUCGAGAACUGACACUCUGAACAGAUCAGGAGAAAACUACUUGGGAUUGUUGGUGAGGAGGCGACUGCAGCAAGUGUUCUGGGGGCCAAUUUCUCAGCUGGUUUUGUUGCAGGAAGCAUUGCAGCUGCGGUUACAUGUCCACUUGACGUUGUAAAGACUCGCAGACAAAUAGAGGUACCCUUCUACUUUUGGUCAUCUCAUACAAUUUAUUUAUUUAUUUAUUUAUUUUUCUUGUUGCAAAGACUUCAUUCAAUUAUGGAAUUAUUUCGAUAUCAAAUUAUUAAAAAACAUUUACGAUUUUCCCGUCAUUAUAAAAAAUAAGAUGGGUCGCCACCCAGAGGCCAUCUUCUUGGCCUGUUGAGAGGCAAUUUUUAAUAAAUUACGGCAGAAGUUUCCCCAUGGAGCAGCGGCUUUUUUGGGUAAGAUUUGACUUAGCGAAUCUACAAAAUUUGAUCCAUUUUUUCGCAAGAAGGUCUAUUCGAUUAUUGGGUUCUAUCCUAGAACAGGUUUACUUGAGAGUAAAUCUGCAGUUGAUUAGGGCCUGCAUUCUUCUGCGACCCAGGCUGGAAAAUGGGGACAUUCUUUUGCAUGAAUCAGCCACUUUUCUGCUGCUUUCUCUCUUCCUCGGCCCAUUUUUACAUCAGUGCUCUCUCUUUGUAUCACAGAAGGAUCCAAGUAGGGCCUUGAACAUGACCACCAGGCAAGUGCUAGUCGAUGUUUGGAGGUAUGUUCCCUCUCCCUCAUCCGCUCUUUCUUAAUCUUCUUUGGUCGCGGCAAAAUGCUUUAUUUCAUUCUCAACCAUGAAUAUUUCACUGGAGAACGGAUCUCCUCGCCGUGCCAGAUGCCAAAUGUUCGUAUCAUAUGAAUGCUGUUAGAAAACACCGGUAAGAAUCAUGCUCCAUGCCACAUAAUGAUGAAUAUUCCCAGAAGAAGCUUGUCAUCACCGUACCAAGUAGCAUCUGUCUAUAUGGUAACUACCCACGCAGUUCGAUCAUGUAGAUGCUGUAGCUAAACCCAGUGAGAACCAUGCAUGUUUCAUGCUCGAUGUAAAGGAGGAGCUAGCUUUCUGAAGAUGGUACUGUUGUGACCUUUUUAACAGGGAGAGAGGCAUGAGAGGCCUCUUCACAGGCGCCGGGCCACGCGUAGCUCGGGCAGGACCCUCCGUGGGGAUUGUGGUUUCGUUUUACGAGGUUGUAAAGCACGUCCUGCACCAGAGACAUUCGAGUCCAUGA
Messenger RNA from Spirodela intermedia, 7195 nucleotides. The record is from the annotation of a GenBank genome assembly. NCBI's taxonomy places the organism in Eukaryota, Viridiplantae, Streptophyta, Magnoliopsida, Alismatales, Araceae.